AUGGAGACAGAAUGGGAGUGGAUAUACGGGGAGAUUCAUGAUGAUAUAAAGACUGCCACAAAGGCCACACUCAAAUCUAGUGCAGAAAUUUCGAGAUCUUUCAGUGGACAGAUAGAGGGUAGAGGCUCAGCUCUCGCGCUAAGUGGAAAGAGACUGAUCGGUGCACGUAAUGCGAAGUUUCAAUUCGGUAUCGGAGAUGCUGUGUUGGUUAACUGUGGUGAUCCAACGCCGUGGAUCGCAAUUGUCCGAUCAAUCGACCAAACUGUACCUGGGGAAGAAAAGGUCGACGUAUUGUGGCUGUCUAAACAUACUGAAAUCACCAAUAAGAGGAAAAAGAGGAAAGAUUAUCUUCAUAACGAACUUUAUUUGACCCCGCUGAAGGAUUCCAUAGGCAUUGAUACCAUCGAUGGGACGGCCCAGCUCAUGUCCGAAACUGUUUUUAACCAAAAAUAUCCCAAGGGAAUAAGCCAGGGAGCGACUGUCCAUGGGUUCGUCUUUAUAUGUAGACGAGGAUGCGAAGCUCGUGGAGCAAAUUAUACCGACGAGUUUACUUGGGAAGAUGUUGAACCCAGAACACAAGAAGAGGUAGAUGCGUUACAUGAACGUAUAAUAUGUGAAACUCAACCUAAAAAAAGGAGAUCACCUCUUCGGCGAAGUGUAAAGAGAGAAAUUGAUUCACUUCCUGUCAUCCCAGAAGGAACACCACGCAAAAAACAAAAAUUUUCUGCUAAGACCCCUAGUAAACCCAAAACGCCCAUGAAGUUAGUUACACCGAGUCACAAGAGAGUGGUUAUUAAGAAGCCCCUCGAGUUCACGCCCUUGGCAACUCGAACUCUAGAUAUCGACAGCUUCGCAGGCUCUCCAUUCAAAACAGCAAGGUCUCGCCUUCACGUUUCCACCGUCCCAACUUCUCUACCUUGUCGUGAGGACGAGUUUACAUCGGUCUACUCACAUUUGGAAGCUGCUAUUUUCGAGGGUAGUGGCGCAUGUAUUUAUAUAUCUGGGCCACCAGGCACUGGUAAAACUGCUACUGUGCGGGAAGUUGUAGCGCAGCUCGAAACGGCUGUUCAAGCCGAAGAAUUAGAUCCAUUCAAUUUUGUUGAGAUUAAUGGCAUGAAGAUGACAGAUCCGGCUCAGUCUUAUUCAAUUCUAUGGCAAGCACUAAAGGGAGAUCGUCUUUCAUCAAACCAUGCCUUGGAUCUGCUUCAACGCGAGUUUUCAAGCCCGUCACCUAGACGCAUACCAUGCGUUGUACUGAUGGAUGAACUAGAUCAGCUGGUUACUAGAAACCAGUCUGUAAUGUACAACUUUUUUAACUGGCCAGGGUUACCAUUUUCUCGUCUUAUUGUCUUAGCCGUUGCGAACACCAUGGAUCUUCCUGAACGCACUCUUAGCAAUAAAAUAAGUUCACGCCUAGGACUGACCCGUAUCACUUUUGCAGGCUACAGCUUUGAUCAACUAGUCAAAAUUAUAUCUACCAGACUCGAAAAUAUACCGGGAAAUUUCGUUGAAAAAGAUGCUAUUGAGUUUGCUUCUCGGAAAGUCGCUGCAGUAUCUGGAGAUGCGAGACGAGCACUUGAUAUUUGUAGAAGGGCUGUAGAGCUUGCAGAAAGCGACGCGCUAGCUAACCCAAAUCCUACGCCCUCCAAGACACCUAUCGGAGUUAAAAACAAUGGAAUAGUUCGUAUUGAGACUAUCAGAAGAGCUAUCAAAGAAGCGACAACAAGUCCUCUACAAAAUUAUCUCCGAGAACUACCCCUUGCUUCAAAGGUAUUCUUAGUAGCCUUGAUAAUAAGAAUGAGGCGAAAUGGCACUGGAGAGGACACACUGGGAGAAGUUCUAGAUGAGGCAAAAAAGUUUAGUAGACAAACUUCAAGUGACAAUAAAAUAUCCGAAUUUCUCUUUAAAACCAAACCAGAAAAUGUUGUGGGUCUAUCACCAUCAAAAAGAGAUAUAAGCAAGACACCACGGGUCCUAGCGCUCGGAAAAUCGGCGAUUAGUUUGAUGGAAGCUGGAAUAAUCGGAUUAGAAACAUGGAAAGUUGACCGUACUGCGAAGGUACGGCUUGCAGUUGGAGAAGAAGAUGUCAAGAUAGCUUUCAAUGAUGAUCCUGAGGUCAAGAACCUAGGCCUCUGA
This is a messenger RNA of Blumeria graminis f. sp. triticale, 2136 nucleotides long. The record is from the annotation of a GenBank genome assembly. NCBI's taxonomy places the organism in Eukaryota, Fungi, Ascomycota, Leotiomycetes, Helotiales, Erysiphaceae.